Messenger RNA from Ricinus communis (castor bean), 1629 nucleotides. RefSeq names its product acyl-CoA-binding domain-containing protein 1. Gene Ontology annotation, molecular function: protein binding; fatty-acyl-CoA binding. NCBI's taxonomy places the organism in Eukaryota, Viridiplantae, Streptophyta, Magnoliopsida, Malpighiales, Euphorbiaceae. Bases 296 to 1333 code for a protein of 345 amino acids. The transcript is spliced from 6 exons. The record is from RefSeq and is a predicted model, not a curated record.
CAGUCCAGCCAUUGUCUUGCUGACAAGCCCAAGGUCACCUCAUUAAAUACCCAAAAAAAGUCCAGGCGCCAAAAGAUUUCGGUCAGCUUUUCUGUUUCUGUUUAUCUAACAACAAUAACGUUCCCUCGUUGAUUCGAUUAGUAUUAAGGCAAUCUCCGUCUUUAUCUCCACAAUUUCUAUCUGCAAAUUCUAACUCAUCUAUGUCUCACUGUUUUUAAUUAAUUGAUUAAUUUUCUUUAAUUCUAUACUUUCUAGGGUUAGGGUUUUUGUUCUUCCUCUGAUAUCAUCAUCAGCCAUGGGUGGAGACUGGCAUCAGUUUCUUCAGUCCAUUUUCUUAGGUCUCAUUUUCUCUUACCUUCUCGCCAAGCUUAUCUCUAUUGUCGUAUCUUUUAAAGACGAUAAUCUGACCAUAUCACGCGGUCAAACCAAAUCAACGGCUGAUUUGGCUUCUGGGAAUUUAAGCACAAUCCAGGAAACUGAGUCGGUGAUGGCUGAGCACGGAAGCGUUAGGAAUGAGAGUGUAGCUGGAAGUGGUACUGAUAAUGAUGAUGAUGAUGAUGAUGAUUGGGAGGGUGUUGAGAGUACGGAACUUGAUGAAAUGUUUAGUGCAGCGACGGCUUUUGUGGCUGCCGCUGCUGCUGAUCGGCUGUCGCAGAAGGUGUCGACGGAUGUUCAGUUGCAGCUUUAUGGGUUGUACAAGAUUGCUACUGAAGGACCUUGUAGUGCUCCUCCUCCUUCUGCUAUCAAAAUGACUGCUCGUGCUAAGUGGCAAGCAUGGCAGAAACUAGGUGCCCUGCCUCCAGAAGAUGCGAUGCAGAAGUACAUUGAUAUUGUUACGGAGUUGUAUCCUUCUUGGGCUUCUGGUUCAACCAUUAAAAGGAAAGGUGGAGGUGGUGAUUCACAAUCUACAGAUGCAAAAGGGCCUAUGGGUCCAGUUUUCAGCACUUAUGUCUAUGAGGAAGAAUCUGGAAAUGAGUUGCAAAUGGAAGCUAUUCAUGCCUUUGCAAGAGAAGGAGAUGUGAAAAACUUGCUCAAGUGUAUAGACACUGGUGUUUCUGUGAACUUGAAAGAUAGUGAGGGUCGGAGCCCUAUGCAUUGGGCUGUAGAUCGUGGCCAUCUUAAUGUAGUAGAAGUUCUUGUUGGAAGGAAUACUGACAUAAAUGCAAAGGACAAUGAAGGCCAGACCCCAUUGCAUUAUGCUGCUGUAUGUGAGCGAGGAGCUAUUGCUGAAUUUCUUGUAAAGCAAAAUGCUGACACCAAUAUCAAAGACAACGAUGGAAAGUCUGCUAAUGAUCUUUGUGAGUUGGAUUGGCCUUGCUUACGGCACACAUGAACAGAUUCUGACUGAUACUAUGUUCUGUAGCUUCUUCCAGCUUGACGAAAUUCCCAUGGAUGUAUAUGGAAAUGUAUAACCUUCCAUCUCUAUUUCAAUUAUAAAUUUAACUUUGGGACAAUGAUCUCUGCCAAAUCCCUUUCUUUUCGUUACAUAGUUAAUGUGAAGAGUGAUCUGAUCUAUCUUUGCCAAGAAAAAAAGAAGAUUAUAUGUGAAGAGUGAUUGAUCAGGGGGCACCUUGGUGCAGAAAUUAUUUGCCUUUUGCAGUAUUAUUUGAUUUAAAAAUUUUAUGUGCC